ACGGCGUGCAUCAUGACCAAAGUAUUUGAAGCACCUAGCACAGGGCAUGUCAGCAUGGGAAGUUCGGAACACUGUCUGACUUUCGCGUCAUCACUGGGGUCCGGAGGAAAACACUCUGGAGCAAGCCAUCUGCAGGUAAUGAGCACCAACAAUAGUAACCCCAGCGGCAAGCGGGAACCAGGUCAUCUAGUCAAAGGAUGUGUUUAUUGCACCAAAGCUCAACGCCCUGGAGAGAAGACUCUUCAAUGUUGCUCAGUCUGUAAGACCGCGCUGUACUGCGACACGAAAUGCCAGAAGGCUGACUGGCCGUUUCACAAAGAGCACUGCCAUUCUAAAGACAAAAGGCGAAGAGAGAUAAGAUCGGCUGAGCCCGACGGCGGAAAAGCCGUGCACGACUUCGAUAAAUGGAUAUCUCAUCACAACCCUCUAUUCACCCUGGUGCUCUAUCGCGCACUCAAGCUCGAGACGGACCCGGACGCGUUCAAAACCAAAGGCCUGUUUAUCAGCUUCAAAGAAAAAGAGAAUCGUGAAAGUUACCCGCUCCACCAGAGAUACGUCGUCUCAUUUGGAUAUGUCGCGGACCUCGACAUGGUUCGCAGUGUGGCUAACACUUCAGGCGCCGGUGGCAUCGCGGACUACGAUCGAGCGCUAGCGUCUGACCGCCGAAUUGGCAUGCUUGUGUUGAUGUGCCCGCCCCUGCUGUGUCAAUGGCAACGAGCACAGUUGAUGACGCCCGAAGAGCUCAAGGAUGCAGCGCCAAUUGUAGGCGGUGUUCCUGAAGACUGGGUUCCAUGGUUGAAUAAGGCCGUUAACGAAAAUUAUGUGACGAAGAUCAAGUUCGGAAAGUCCAGUGGGAAACAGUAA
Messenger RNA from Coniophora puteana RWD-64-598 SS2, 864 nucleotides. RefSeq lists its product as uncharacterized. The transcript is spliced from 7 exons. Bases 13 to 864 code for a protein of 283 amino acids. The record is from RefSeq and is a predicted model, not a curated record. NCBI's taxonomy places the organism in Eukaryota, Fungi, Basidiomycota, Agaricomycetes, Boletales, Coniophoraceae.